Molecule: messenger RNA, 1013 nt
Organism: Glycine soja
Lineage: Eukaryota; Viridiplantae; Streptophyta; Magnoliopsida; Fabales; Fabaceae
Exons: 7
Coding region: 112-783 (223 amino acids)
Source: RefSeq, a predicted model, not a curated record
CACACAAACGUGCGAUGCUGAUUGAAGCUGUUUGUAUGACAACAAAAAUCCUCACGAAGAGAGAGAGAGAGAGAGAGAGGAACUGUGUCUGAAUUCUGAAAAAACUGGAACAUGUCUUCAACUACUGUGGUAGGCUCUAUUUCUACAACAGCAGCUUUGACACCCUUGUUGCCAUCAUCACGUACAAGUAGAAGCACAUUUGGCGCCAAUUCCACCUCCACAAGCUUCCCCGCUACUCCACUCUCCUCCAAUCUCCUCUUCUUCAAGCUCAAUCACACUUCUUCUUCUUCUUCCAAACGAACCUCAACCUUCCAUGGCUUCAAGCGCUUUUCACCCGUCAUGGAGUGGCAGGAUUGCACGGUUAAGAUGGAGAUUGAUGUGCCCAUCUCUGUAGCCUACACUUGUUAUUCUGAUCGCGAAGCCAUCCCAAACUGGAUGCCCUUUAUUUCUUCUGUUAAGAUAUUGCCAGACAAACCUGACCUGUCACGGUGGUCCUUGAAGUAUAAAGCAUUUGGUCGUGAUAUUGAAUUCUCUUGGCUUGCUCGUAAUAUGCAGCCCAUUCCAAAUCAGAAAAUUCACUGGCGAUCUAUGGAAGGUCUUCCAAACAGAGGUGCUGUGCGAUUCUAUCCAAAAGGUCCUUCAUCAUGUGUAGUAGAACUGACAGUCUCAUAUGAGGUUCCUCAACUUUUAGCUCCAGUGGCAUCGGCACUGCAGCCUUUCCUUGAAGGUUUACUUCAACGUGGUUUGGAAAGAUUUGCUACAUUCGCCAAAAGCUACACCUAAAUUUUUAUUAUGAUUGUCCUGAUUUUUAUAGCAGGGCUACAUUUCUAAAAGUGAACAUACCUGAUUAUUUUCAUGGCGAUCUCAUUCUGUCUGAACAUUGAUUGAAUUACUGUUAUCAUGCCAAUUUUUGGUUGCAUGAAUGGUUAUCCCAUUUUGAAGUGUUAAUUAAUUAUGUAUAACUCUGAUAGACGGUCUUAAUGCAAAAUGAACACAUCCGACAUAAUGUUAAA